Messenger RNA from Ipomoea triloba (trilobed morning glory), 1228 nucleotides. Its product is annotated as bidirectional sugar transporter N3-like. Lineage: Eukaryota; Viridiplantae; Streptophyta; Magnoliopsida; Solanales; Convolvulaceae. Gene Ontology annotation, cellular component: membrane. Gene Ontology annotation, biological process: carbohydrate transport. The record is from RefSeq and is a predicted model, not a curated record. The coding region runs from base 154 to 1119 and encodes 321 amino acids. Gene Ontology annotation, molecular function: sugar transmembrane transporter activity. The transcript has 6 exons.
AGUUGCCACCAUGAUAUUGUAGAGAGAGAUAGAGAGAGAGAAGCAAAGUUUCUCAAUCAAGAACUCUGAUCUGCUACUAAUUAAUCCUUAUAUCUGGAUCUGUUGAAGAAGCUAAGAGAGUUGAGGUUUGAGUUUUCCUACCCAUUCAAGGAGAUGGCAUUGUUUGAUCUUCACCACCCAUGGGUCUUUACAUUUGGAGUACUUGGUAACAUUGUAUCACUUCUUGUAUUCUUAGCCCCAGUGCCGACAUUUAUAAGAAUCUACAAAGCAAAAUCAACCUUGGGUUAUCAAUCCGUUCCCUAUGUUGUAUCCUUAUUUUCUGCUAUGUUGUGGAUGUACUAUGCUUUCCUCAAGAAGACCGCUCCUCUUCUCAUCACUAUCAACUCCAUCGGAUGUGUCAUCGAAACUCUUUACAUCUCCAUUUUCCUUGGUUAUGCUUCCAAAACCGCUAGGCGUCAAACCAUGAAAAUGUUGCUGUUACUUGUUGGAGGACUCUACUCUGUGAUUGUGUUGGCCACAAUGUUCCCUUUUAAGGGCGCCCUUCGUGUGGCCAUUGUGGGAUGGAUUUGUGUGGCUUUUUCCGUCUGUGUUUUCGCUGCGCCUCUUAGCAUUGUGUUCAAAGUGGUGAAGACAAAGAGCGUAGAGUUCAUGCCGUUCAACCUGUCUUUCUUUCUUACGUUGACUGCAGUUAUGUGGUUAGGCUAUGGCUUGCUGUUGAAGGACAUGUGCAUUGCUUUACCAAACGUAUUGGGGUUUCUCUUGGGGAUCGUACAAAUGGUGUUAUACGGAAUCUACAGAAACAAGAAGCCAGUUGAAGUGGCGGAGGAGAAAAAGAGCGCCGUGCCGGAGCUCGUUAUAAACGUGGCAGGGCUAGGGGAAUUAUUGCACUCAUCUGUGGAGGAUUCUAAGACGACAGCCAUCACCGUCAGUGACGCCGUUACUGAAGAAAAAGGAGAAAACCCAGAUCAAAAGAACAAAGAAGAGGAGGAAGAAGAAAACCAUGCCGGGAAAACCAUGAUGAUUACGGCGCCACAGCCUCUGCCGCCGGCAAAUCCUAACCUUGACGAUAAUGUCCUCCAAUUUACUCACCCUGUGAAUGUCGUCGUCUGUGCUGCUUAAUUAUAUUAUUAUUAUUGUACUAUUAUUAUUCUUUGUCUUUCCUUUAAUAUAUAUAAUUUUGUGCUAGCUUUUUACGCAAUAAUUAAGCUAUCAAAUUUGUUCAUAUAAA